Lytechinus variegatus (green sea urchin) is the source of this 1850-nucleotide messenger RNA. RefSeq names its product dnaJ homolog subfamily C member 1-like (gene dnajc1). Bases 12 to 1655 code for a protein of 547 amino acids. Gene Ontology annotation, cellular component: endomembrane system. Lineage: Eukaryota; Metazoa; Echinodermata; Echinoidea; Temnopleuroida; Toxopneustidae. The record is from RefSeq and is a predicted model, not a curated record. The transcript is spliced from 10 exons.
GGGGUGCCAACAUGGCGAGGAGCAGACGAUGUAUUUGUAAUUUCAACUCAUUCGAAUUAUCGACAAUGUUUUGGUGUAUGUUGUUCCUGUUUGUUGCAGCAUUUCCCUCUUCCUCAGACGCAUGGGACCAAACAGACCUAGAACUGUUUGAUUUGGUAGAGGAAAUACAGCAAAGUUUCUACGAAGUUUUGGAGAUCGAUCAGAGUGCUGGUCAGUCAGACAUCCGUAGAGCUUACAGAAAACUCAGCCUUCAACUUCAUCCGGAUAAGAAUAAAGAAGAAGAUGCAGAAGAAAAAUUCAGGCAGUUAGUAGCAGUCGCAGAGGUUCUCAAAGAUGAAGAGAAGAGGAAAAAGUAUGAUGAGAUCCUUGAGCAUGGCCUACCGGAUUGGAGACAACCGGUGUUCUACUACAGAAGAGUACGCAAGAUGGGACUCCUUGAACUCGGCCUCUUACUCUCUGCUAUACUCAGUGUGGGCCAUUACCUUGUCAUUUGGUCAAUGUACUUUGAGAGGAAGCUGGAAAUAGAAUCCCUGAUCAAGCCAAAGAGAGAAAAGAAAGGCAAGAAGGCAAGCAAACAAGCCACCAACCAACCCACGACAGAAGAGAUCACCCAGGCUCUCUUACAGGACCCCAAUAUGAUUAAGAAGCCUAGCCUUGCCGAUAUCCUCCCCUGGAAGCUGAUCUGUCUGACCUUGGGCAUCGUCCAAGGCCUCCCUGGAGCCUACAGGAGCAUCCUGGAACAUUGGAGAGCAAGGAGGAAAGAAGAAGAGAUGGAGGAGGAGGAGGAUGGUGAAGAGGAGAGUAGCAGAAGGAAGGAGCAAGGCCCUAGGGAGAAGCAGAGAAUGGAUCCAGCGAUGUAUGAUUAUGAUCGGUCGGCCAGUGCCUCUGUGACGAUGAAGACUAGUGAGGAUGCAGCCAGGUCCAACGGUCUUGGACCGCAUGGGGAUGGUGACUCAGAUAGAACCAAAACAAGUUUUGAAUGGUCAGCCUCAGAGGUGUCGAGUCUAGUAAAAGCGAUGACUAAGUUUCCUGGUGGAACAACAGACAGGUGGACAAGGAUAGCGGAGGAAAUCAAGAAACCAGUUGAUGUGGUUACCAAGAAAGCUAAACAACUGAAAAGUCAAAAAUAUGCAACAAACAUUGAUGCUGCUGCACAAGGCAUCACUGGGGGUAUUCAACACAUGGUACCAAGCAAACGAACCGGUUUAGGAAUGACUGAUGACAUCAUCACCCAUUCGACCAAUCAGAUGGAUUUGGAUGAUAAUGAGCCUCAUGAAUAUUCAUCAGAGGCUGGAUUUAAAAAGAACAAAGCAGUUAAAGCUGUUAAAACGAAAGAUAGAACUCUUAUGAUCGCCAGUGAAGCACAUAGCAGCGACCAAAGAGGAAAUAAUACCGCCGUCAGUAAUAAAGUUUUACAAAAUAGAGAAGUGGAUGAGCUUGUUCAUUCUGGUGUGGAGAGUUGUGCAUGGACACAGCGACAGCAAAAGAUUUUAGAGAAAGCAAUGCAGGUUUACCCAAGAGGCUUAGACGAUAGAUGGGACAAGAUUGCAGAUAGUGUACCAGGCAAAUCAAAGGAGGAGUGUAUAAUUCGCUACAAGGAACUCGUUGAGGUGGUCAAAAGGAAAAAGCAGCAAACGACUCCAGCCCAAAGAUGAUGCCUUAGAAAUCACAUUUUUAUACAGCUUUGGAGGGUUUUUUUUCUCAUUUCCUUUUUGAUUUAUUUCUGUGAUAAAUAGAAUUUUGCAACUCACUUUUUUGGCCAUUUAUAAUGAUGAAAAAAGAGUUUAUCAUAUGAUUUAAUGCUACAUUAGUGUACCAAACAUUUCAGGGUCCUAUAUAAUAACUUGUUA